AUGAAGGCUUCAACUCUUUUCGCCUAUCUUCUUUUUUCCAGUGUCGCAUUCACAGCACCCAGACUUGGACAUGUUCUUACACAGCGUGGAAUUGCUGAAUUUACUCGGGAUGCCGUCUCAGUUAAUGACGUCUCACGUAAGAGUUCAGCGGGUGCUUUUAUUAAAGCACGCGAUAGCAUAACCUUCACAAGUCUAGCCGCAAAGAUAGUCGUUCCAACUGUAAUCCCAAGAGGUGAAGGUGGCAUAGGAAUAUACGUUGGGCUCCAAAACUCGGUUUCCGAACAUUUUGUAGGGAUAAAAAUCAAUAUUGAGAUAAACCCGGACGACACUGUCAGCUUUUCAGCGUGGUGUCAGUGGUCUCCGCAAGUAGUGGUUGAAGUUCCUGCAACUGAAUUACCCUUUGGCUCCAGCGAUACGAUUUCCGUCAAUGUCGCCAUUUUGUCGGGGGGUAAGAGUGUAUUGUGUAGGCUAGCCGUCCCAAAGAAGGGAGCUGGUACCAGUCGAGAGGUCUCUUCAUCUGGACAAUCAUUCAACCCUAUUGAGUGGGAUGCAACGUGGUCGGUUAGACCACUUGAGCAACAUCCAAAGUUGGCAUAUUUUGACACGGUAUCAUUCUCUGACGCCAGUGUCAUCCACGAUAAUGACCCGAUCAUAUACACAGUUGCAGGUGCUGAAGCAACGUCGCUCACAACAACGUCAGGUGUUGUGGACGCCAUAGAAAGCUUUGAUGAAAUCAGUUCAUCUGUAACUGUAGCACGGUUGUUCUGA
Messenger RNA from Glarea lozoyensis ATCC 20868, 768 nucleotides. RefSeq names its product Concanavalin A-like lectins/glucanase. Bases 1 to 768 code for a protein of 255 amino acids. The transcript is spliced from 3 exons. Gene Ontology annotation, molecular function: glutamic-type endopeptidase activity. Gene Ontology annotation, biological process: proteolysis. NCBI's taxonomy places the organism in Eukaryota, Fungi, Ascomycota, Leotiomycetes, Helotiales, Helotiaceae. The record is from RefSeq and is a predicted model, not a curated record.